Molecule: messenger RNA, 1373 nt
Organism: Drosophila gunungcola (fruit fly)
Lineage: Eukaryota; Metazoa; Arthropoda; Insecta; Diptera; Drosophilidae
Exons: 4
Coding region: 273-1298 (341 amino acids)
Molecular function (GO): protein binding
Source: RefSeq, a predicted model, not a curated record
UAUACCAUUUUGCGGCUGCUUUUACCCAGCUAAUGCGAUUUUUAAAUUUAGUUCACUAGCUUGGGGAGAGAAAGCAACCAAAGAGUGCAAUAUACAGAGACAUUUAUGCAUAUAUAGAUUCCGAGAGGCGUUAUAUAAUAUGCACUCAAAACAAACGAAAAAAACGCGCAAGAGAGACAAUAUUUCGAAACUACAAAUUUCGAAUCCUUUAAGAAAAAAGCGAUUUCCCCAAACAUAUUCUUUCGAGGAAUAAAUAAAAAAAAAAAAGCGAAAUGGAGAAGGUCUGCCAGUUUUUUCGCAACAACUAUGUGCUGGCCAACUGCGAGGAUGCGAUUUACAAGAAGGCGUUCACCCUAAAUCUAUCCCACUACCAAAUGACCGAGGUGCCGGACAUCAUCGAGCAGUGCGAAACGCUGAUGAAACUCUUCCUCAACCAGAACAAAUUGAAAAAGAUUCCAUCCUCCGUUGGCAGCUUGCAGCGGCUACAAGUUCUGACUUUGGACUACAAUAAACUGGAUGAAUUCCCGCUCUGCGUCUGCCGUUUGGUCCGGCUGAAGUUUCUCAACAUCAGCUGCAAUAGCAUACGUUCCUUGCCCCCGGAAAUUGGUUAUCUGACCCUGCUGGAGACCUUCUGGUGCAAUAACACCGGUCUUGAGGAACUGCCCGCCGAGAUUCGCAACUGCGAGCGCCUCGAGACGCUGGGGGUUCGAGGCAAUCCCUUGAAGAAGCUGCCUGAUGCCAUCGGAGCCCUGUCCUCGCUCCGUUGGCUCACAGCCGAGGGCUGCGAGCUCACGGAGGUGCCAUUGACAUUGGCACUGCUGGGGAACCUGGUCCAUCUGAAUCUGAAGGGGAAUAGGCUGAGACGACUGCCCAGGAUGCUGAUGGCCAUGCAGAAGCUGCGGUUCGUCUUCCUCAACGACAACCGCAUUGAUGAGCUGCCCUCGAGGUCUCAGCUGGAGGAGCUGCGCACCCUUCACAUGCUCAACUUGUCCAAGAAUCCCAUCAGUCGUCAUCCCGAUCUGCAGCUAAUGGCUUUGCGCCAGACCAACCUCUAUGUGGAUCCGCCGGCGGAUUCCGCCCAAGCCUGCGAUGGCCUGUCCAGCCGGGCUAGCCUCAACACCCAGGAACAGCAGGAGGAUCAGGCUCGGGGCGCCGGGCUGGACAUCGACUCCUCCGACUGGGCCAACAGCGUACGCACCAGCGAACUGGACACCACGGACGAGAGCACGCUGGAGAACAACAUCGAGGACCUGAGUGUCAUGCUGCCGGAAAUGUCGCGCUUCGUCACCACCUUUUGAGAGCAUAGAUGCUAGAUGUGCGCUCAUGGUCGGUUGUUAUGUAGCACUCAUAAAUCUGUGGUUUAUUCUCUACAA